This is a messenger RNA of Corylus avellana, 924 nucleotides long. NCBI's taxonomy places the organism in Eukaryota, Viridiplantae, Streptophyta, Magnoliopsida, Fagales, Betulaceae. The record is from RefSeq and is a predicted model, not a curated record.
UUCUUCCUUUCUCUUCUGCUCUUUACUCUGUUUUUCACGACUGCUUAAACAGAGCAAGCUUUGCUUGAGAGUUGACACUAUCCUUACGCCACCACCAUGGCAGAGCCCACCUCCACGACCCGCCCCCACAAAAUCAUAGCCGGAGCGGACUCCUUCGGCUUCGCCCUCAAGGACGCGCUCGUCUCCCAACUGCGCUCCCUCGACAUCGACGUCGAGGAUCUGGGCACCUCCUCCUAUGGCUCCAUCGCAGCCGAGGUCGGUCGCCGCGUAUCCUCCUCCCCCGCCGACACCCGGGGCCUCAUCGCCUAUGGCUCUAGCGUCGGGUUCGCCAUCUUCGCCGACAAGUUUCCGGGCGUCUUCGCCGCCACCUGCCUAGCCAGCGAGGAAGCCCUCAACGGCCGCUCCAUCAACAAGUCCAACUCCCUCGCCCUCGCCUGCCUGUCCACCUCCCCGGAGUCUGCCGUCGAGAUCCUCAACACCUGGCUCAACACCCCCUUCAAGUCCCCUUGCCCCGCCUCCGGCUCCAACCCCUGGCCCGAAUAUUGUUUGGUGAAUGACAUGGAAUUCAGCCCGAUCGACACGAUUCCAGGUGGGUCGAUGAAGAUCCUGAGGGAGAGCCCAACCUCGGCGAUUGUGAGGUUCAAGGCCGGGAGUGAGGAGCCUGCUCACCACCAUACCUUCGGGCUCCAACAGGUGGUGUUGGAGGGGAAGAAGAGAGUGUGGAAUAUCACAAAGGAGGAGAGUUACGAUUUGGGGGUUGGCGACUAUUUGUUCACUCGGGCAGGGGAUGUGCAUAGGGCUCAGUAUUAUACAGAUACUGAGCUGUUCAUCACGUGGGAUGGAAAGUGGGAUAUGAUCUUCACCCAGGAUCUUGAGGCUGCCAAGGCUGCUAUUGACAAGGAAUUAGAAAAUGGGUCUAAGUGA